Messenger RNA from Nestor notabilis (Kea), 992 nucleotides. RefSeq names its product polycomb group ring finger 3 (gene PCGF3). The record is from RefSeq and is a predicted model, not a curated record. The transcript is spliced from 6 exons. Gene Ontology annotation, cellular component: PRC1 complex. The annotation marks the transcript as partial. Gene Ontology annotation, biological process: regulation of transcription by RNA polymerase II. Lineage: Eukaryota; Metazoa; Chordata; Aves; Psittaciformes; Psittacidae.
UCAUGACAGAACAAUGCAGGAUAUUGUUUACAAACUUGUGCCGGGCCUCCAAGAAGCGGAAAUGAAAAAGCAAAGGGAGUUUUAUCACAAACUGGGCAUGGAAGUUCCAGGGGACGUCAAAGGGGAGACAUGUUCUACAAAACAGCACCUAGAUGCCCACCGAAAUGGUGAAACAAAAACAGAUGAAAACUCAAACAAAGAAACUUCAGAGGAAAAACAGGAAGAAGAUAAUGACUACCACCGAAGUGAUGAACAGGUAAGCAUCUGCUUGGAAUGCAAUAGCAGCAAAUUGCGUGGACUGAAACGAAAAUGGAUUCGUUGCUCAGCACAAGCAACAGUCUUGCAUCUAAAGAAGUUCAUUGCCAAAAAACUAAACCUUUCUUCUUUCAACGAGCUGGACAUAUUAUGCAAUGAAGAGAUUCUUGGCAAGGACCACACACUCAAGUUUGUAGUUGUUACUAGAUGGAGAUUUAAGAAAGCACCUCUACUGCUACACUACAGACCCAAAAUGGACUUGCUGUAAGAGAACUUAUAUUGUCCUUCUGGACAGAGUUUUUUGCAGAGACUAUCAUCUGGCACCUUCUUAGUGCAUCACUAAUCACAUGACACAAACCAGCUGAAUAAUUUUAGAAGACUGUAGGGCUUUCAUAGCGGACUGUCCUUCUGAAUAUUUCUUCUAGGGAUAUACUACCAAGAGUUCUGGACAGAAAAUAUUUAUACUUUUUUUUGUACAGAAGAAGUAAGUCACAACUCAACAAGACACUACCAGCACUAAGUUUACAGAUACUGAAAACACUUCACAGUUCUAUGUAGCUCAGCCUGAUUUAUCUCUUACAGUUACACAGAAAUAAGUUAGAAUGUUGUGGAGUGAUUUAAAAAUGUUGCUUUUGACACCAAGUUGCAUUUAGUUACUUUUCACAUUCUGAAUCUUUAAAAACUAUAUUUUUGCAAAGUGUUAUUGUCUUAUAUAGUAUGCCUGAUUGCAUUUGCUU